Durusdinium trenchii is the source of this 1089-nucleotide messenger RNA. The record is from the annotation of a GenBank genome assembly. NCBI's taxonomy places the organism in Eukaryota, Dinophyceae, Suessiales, Symbiodiniaceae.
AUGCAGUCGUCGGUACCUGCCUUGACGCCGCAGCAUCCAACAGACUCUUCAAGUCGAGCUGCAACCGGAGGCUCUCGCAAGGUCCAAGAGCAGGUGGGCUCCUACAUCAAAAAGCUUGUUGGUGACGAAGCUGGUGAUGGCAUGCUCCAUUGGAGGCUUGUAAAUGAGAUGGACGCAAUUGAUGGCCUGAUCCAGGACAACCUGGAGCGAGAUCGGGCAGCUGAGCAGAAAGCUUUGCAGAGGACCGUGCUGGAAGAGCAGGUGAGAGAAGCUCGGAAGAAGGACCAUGACUUCAAGUCUUCCAGAAUGCAUUGGGGAAGCAAAAUCCAGGCUGAUGCAGCUCAGUGGCAGGAAGAGGAGAGGUUGAAAAAGAUUCGGCAGCAAGAGACACUGCGGAAGUUCAAUGAAGAGCAAGCUCGUCAUGCGGAGGCAAGCCGACGUCGGAAAGAUGCGGAGGCACAAGAGGUCGCACAGCUGGAGCACGCCAUGGCACAGCAGGCUGCCGAUGCUAAGCGGCAACAAGAACUAGCAGAAGAGCAGCGAAGGAAGAAGCAGCAGGAGAUGGCGAAGCAAAUGGCCGACGCUGCAAAGGAAGCGGCGGAGCAAAAGGUUCUACGCAAGCAAGAGGAGGCUGAAAAGGACAUUGCAAUGAUGAAAGCGCAGAUUGCCGUGAUGGAAGCGCAGGAGCAGCAGCGCGCUCAAUCUUUUCAAAGAAUGAAGGAGAAGCAGGGGAAGGCGCAAGCGCAAUACGAGGCCCGUUGUGCCAAGACUGGCUGCCUUUGGAAGAAUAGGGACCACAGUAAUAUUGCGACCGCGAAGAAGACGCGGUGUGAUUUGCUUCAAGUGCUUGUCUUGAGUCUUGGCUGCGGGAAAUGCGGGAAAGGCCGAGACGAGGCCCGUCCAUCCAGACCCACACCUGCGUCCCUGUCCCGGUUUCUGAGGCCAAGGCCGGCAGCGAGCAGGCGAGGCUCCAGAAGGAGGCCAACAUUCACUGACUACCUGGAGACCAUGACCUACCUUAUGCUCGACUUGCAAGACAUCAUGAACACCUUGUUUAGUACUUGUUUCUGGCAGUCAGAGAGUGUGUGA